Messenger RNA from Pomacea canaliculata, 7135 nucleotides. RefSeq names its product type I inositol 3,4-bisphosphate 4-phosphatase-like. Lineage: Eukaryota; Metazoa; Mollusca; Gastropoda; Architaenioglossa; Ampullariidae. The record is from RefSeq and is a predicted model, not a curated record. Gene Ontology annotation, molecular function: phosphatidylinositol-3,4-bisphosphate 4-phosphatase activity. Gene Ontology annotation, cellular component: cytoplasm.
AUGGCGAUCGAUAACACAAGGGAGAGCACGUACACAGAACCUGUUUAUUACCGCCCCUGCGGAGUGAGGAAAAUGAUCGGUGACAUUUGGUUCUAGAUGAAUAAUUUUUCUGUUCUAAAAAAAGAAUGUCUAAAGCAGAUAAAGGACUAGAGCCUAUAAACAAUUUUAAAGAUGCAAAGUCCUGAGUGAUUUGUUCUGCAUCAGUUUGACAAGCUACAGGUGAAUCAGGAUGAGGUUCAAUGCCAAGGAGCUGGCUGUGGUCAUGCAGCAAGUCACCAGUGUGGAUAAGGAAGGCAUUUUGUACAUGAAGGAACGACAGGACAGCAUAUUCAAAAAAAGUGAAGUCUAUGUUGAUAGGUUUUGCAAACUCAAGGGAAACCUCUUGUUUUAUUUCAAGAACAAAGAAACUAAAACAGAACCAUUAGGGGUGCUAGUGCUGGAGAGGUGCACUGUAGAGCUUGACCUUGAAGAAGAGGCUGCCAACUCUUUUAUUCUUGUCUGUGAAGGGGAAGACAAUCCAUUUAAGUUUGCUGCCACAACAGAAGAAGAGCGAGAUAGAUGGAUCCAGGCGUUACAUAUGGCCAGUUACGAGUGCCUUAAGAUGCAGCUUCAGUCCCUGCGUGAACAACUUCAGGCUCGCACCGGACGAGACCCGGUCACUCUUCCUGACCGCCUUCAUGCCGGUCUGAACCUGGACUUUCAAACCGAUUCAGAAACUGAGGACCCUGUACUGGAGAUUUCUCUGUACAGUCAUGCUAAUCCUCCCAGCUGUCUGGUCGUAGUUCACGUCAUUGUACCAUUUCAACAACAGCUUUGGGUCUAUCACAACCACACAGACAUUGCUGAGAGAAGCAGCAAUCCAAUGUUUCUAAAAACCAUAGGAUUUGGUGACAACAGUGGAGUUGAUACCAGCCAGCGAGUGCGCUUGAGUGUCUACAGUGUUAAAGAACGCAUGACAGGAACGAUGGCACAGCUGGGGCAGGCCAUCUUCACUCUGCAGGAUGUACUAAUGGCCCCAGAUAUGACUCUGAAACCUCAGCCUCCAAAGACCUUUAACAACAUUAAAUUUGCUGAUGCUAUUGGUGUGAGCCAUGACAUCAAAAGUAAAGCCAGAAUAACUGUCAUGGCCUGGGUUAACGACAAGAAAUCCACUCUCCUUUCCUCUCAAGACUCAGCAGUGUCAGAACUUUCUGAAGAAGGUAAGAAUCUGCUGUCUCCUAGAGGAAGAGGAACAAUUUUCCUGGGGGAAGUGCGAAGCUGUUUACAGCUUCACUUCUGCAAUAUUAUCAAAAGAUCUUUUCGUUUUGCAACAAAUAAUGAGUCUACCAGUUUACAAGUGCAUGAGUAUAUGGCCGAGUUCAAACAUGCCUCCAGCAUCCCAGCACAGUUAUUACAGAUCUGGAUUAAUGAAGAGAAACAUUUAAAAUCUCUGCUGGAUGAUCUGGGUGAGUUGAGUACAGAAGCUGGGAAAACUCAACAGAAGAUGAUUCAAAUGACGGAAAGUACCAUAAGUCUUUAUUCCCAUCAUUAUGAACAACUUGCACAAGGUGUAGGAUUCAAGCGAAGUAUCGACAAGGACAGACCUGAACUGGAGUUUGUCCCAGUUAACCUGCACUUGGAGACUAUGGCUGUCUCCAAAGACAGUAGCAAGUCUGGUAGUGUGUAUGAUGCUUUAACCAUGGGGGCACCAACAGCAUUCAUCAGAAAGUACAAGAGUGGAGGUCUUCGACGUAUGCUUCAGCACCGUAGUGUGUCCCAUACCCCAGACAGCACAGUGCAAGCACAGACAGUACCACAGCAUGCCUGCUGUCUGUACAACACUGUCACACAGCUGAGGUCGACUAUUAUCGCCCUGUCAUCAGAGCUGAGCAACUCGGAUAGCACAAGUAGUUCUGACAAACUGGCCUCUCUGGUGGAUGAACUUGCAGCAAAAGCUCGUAGACUGGUGCGCCUGUGUGAAGACCCGGUGCUAUGUGCAGGGGCAGAAGACUAUCAGCAAGAAAGACAGCUUAGCAUGGAUUUGGAUCACAGUACACCCUCAACCAGCACCAGGCAGAACUCCACGAAUGUUGCAGAUGAUGUAGAUCUUUUCCUGGAACCUUGGGUGGUGACCAGACUGAACUUAGAGGCAGCCAUUGUCAACCUGAUCUCCACUGUAGAAAGUCUGAGCAGUGGAGGACAGGAUCUGGAACCUGAUCUUUGGCAUUCUCACUUGUGCAAAGCAGUGCUUAAACUUCAAAGCUCAGUAGAAGCUGUUUUAUGCAAGAUUUCCAUUUUUCUGAUGUUCCUGAUCAUAAAAGAUCAGCGAGACAAUGUUCACAAACUACAUGAGAUAAAGUGCAGGCGUGAUAUUGUCAAUGCUCAUGCAAUUACAGCACUGGUGGCAGGCUAUGUUCCGUAUAUCAAGUCCCCAUCACUCCUGACAGACAGUUUCCUCCAGCAGCUGAGUCACUGUGGCCUGCUAGUGGAAGUAGAGAGUCUCCUAAGUUGUUAUGGCGAUGAGCUUGGCAUGAUUGAGGACAUGAGUGUGGCUGUGGAUGACCUUCGUUAUGUUUCACUGCAGUUCAUUGAAGCUUGUGAUGGUGAUAUAUCACCAAAAAUCACCAAGGGAAGUGAUGUAAGGCAAGGAAUUCACCCAGACUUCAGUAGGCAUGUGUUGUGUGUGCAAAUCCCCUUGGACAAGCUCACCUUUUCAUGUUUCCCUGAAGAGCUGCAGAAAGGCAAGAAUAUCAAGGUGUGCCCAGUCUUUUUCAAUAUUGGCAUCAAUGAGGAGGCUACUUAUGCUGAAAAGUUUGGCAAUACUUCUUUACAAGAUCGCAUCAAUUCAGAGAGUUUUACAGCCUUGAGCUCUUAUUAUGGAGCUGUGAAAAAACUGCAACAGGACUCAGAGGAAAUGGAGAGUGGGCCUUUGAACCACCUGAUGAAGCUGUUGCACGCCAACGUCAGCACAAAGAAGAGCAAGAAUGUGGAAAUACUUCAUCUCACUGAAGAGAUAUGCAGAAGUCUAAGGGGUGUCCGGAUUACAACCUGUAAAAGUGGAAAGGAUCGAACAUCGAUGGCAGUUACACUUGAGUUUACCCAGCUGUUGCAGAAACAUCAUGAUCUUGCUUCCCAUGUCUUUUGGCAAGCUCUGGACUGUUUUCGCAGUGUUGGCUGUCGGAGAGAGAAUACUUCCAAGAACACCGGUGUUAAAAAGUAUGCUUUCAACCGUUUUCAGAUGUUAUACAUUCCCAAGCUGUACCGAGCACCAGGGGGCACAUAUGGAAAUAUUCUCACGUGACAGGUUUUAACGUGUUAGAGCAAACUUUUAAAUGUUCCAUUACAAAAUGUCAAUGAGUUGGGAACUUCGGGAAAUAUCUGAACAUAUUUUAGCAUGUUAGAAAUACCCACAAAUGUUGAAGUCACAUACAAUGUACUGAAAUGUUAGUAAAAUCGUAGUUUACAUGACAGCCUCCACAGAAUUCUUGCACAGCACAGUACAAAGAGUUUAGCAGAAUGCAAGAUCAGGACUUCAUUGACUUCGACAUUUUUUUAAUUCAUUCACGCCAUAAGAGGUAUGAAAUUUUAACUAUACACAACUGAUGGUUCACCCAUACAAAGCUUGAUCAAAUGUACACAGACUUCAUUCUAAGAUAUUGAAGACAUCUAUAAGUUUUUGUUUAAAAUCGGGGUAUAUUUUUAAAAGAUUAUGCCAUAGACUUGUAGGGCUCUUGACUGUUAAGUUACAUAAGCCUGUUGCACUUAUAUUGCACCUGCAGCUUGUCAGAAACAAACUGUGCCUGGUUAAAUAAAUGCAAUUUUCACUGAUUUUUUUUCUUUUUUGCACAACACAUCUGGGUUUCAGGAACAAAGACGUGCAUAUCUCCUUUAGCACAAACAACUACUACCUACUUUCCCUUUGUAGGUAUUCUAUGAAAUAUCUUAGUACUAUGUGGUAAUAAUUUAUUAUCAUAGCAUUUCAUAUAUCAUCACAGAAAUAAGCUAGCAAAUGUGCGAGCAUUUAAAUUUGCAUUUAUAACGGUCCAUUUUUAGAGCUUUAGGGGUUUUCUGUUAUUUUUGACAGGAAAUAUUGUCAUGUUUUUGAACCUUAAUAAUACAGUAAAAUAGUAAUUUUCUUGUUUAUAUUUUUAUGAAAGUGAAAUUUCUAAGCAAUAGAUACACUCAUGGACUGGAACUUGGUUUAUCUACUAUGUGCAGCAGCAACAUUGAGCACUUAAUCAAACUCUGCUUUGCUCUCUUUUAUACGAUGUCAUCCAAGUUCUUUCAUCGCCUGUUAUGAUCAUGUAAUUUAAACUCCACUAUUGUUACAUACUAAUACAUUGUCUCUGGUGUUCACAGAAGCCAAAUGAAGCACCUCUUUUUUAUAUUGAAAUAUUUGACCUGUGUCUCUCAACUGACAUCCUCAAAACAGAUCAGUUGUGAACUUUCAAUUGAUAUUUGUUUGAUGCUCUCUGUUGUUUAAGAACAAUUUUGAACAAAGCUGUUUUAGUUCUAAUUAGCAAACUGUACAAAGAAAGCCGAUUUUAUGCUUACUUGCAUGCAUUGCAAAGAGAACUUUUGCUUUGACCUUUUUCCCAGCAUAAAUAGUUGACUUGCUGGAUUCAGUAUGACAUAGUUACAUGUUACUAACAAAAUCCUUCUGUUGCUGAAUAUUAGCAUAGUUUUGUCAAAAAUUGUUUUUAUAAACUGAAUUUUUCAAUUUUAGUAACAGCUGGUAAUGAAGGCUUUUUGAUAUAUUUUAAUAUUGUUGCAAACAAAAAGUUAUUUUUAUUACGAUUGAAUUGUCAGAUUCUUCUAUUUCUUUAACUCAUUCCCAAAUUAGUUAACAGUUCUGGUGUUAAUACAUUUCUAAAACUUAAAACUCUCCUUAAGAAGCAAAUUCAGAAACAUUUUUCAAUAAUUGAUCCUAUGCCAAUUAGAUGUCUUGCAAAAGCAAAAACAAAAAAAGUAUUGUGCUGGUGGGAACAAAAGUCUGACUUAAGCAUUUUAUUUAAAUUUUUGUUUUAAAAACAUUUAAAACUGUGUUGUGUACUGUGCUUCUAUGUAACUGAUUACCUAAAUAGAUGUAAGGCCUAAAAGUGUUUAAAAUUUGAAAUGUUAUGUAAAUGGGGCCUGUUGUAAAUACAUAUUUAUUAAAUCCUGCUUGGUACCACAUGGCCCAGACCCCAACCAUAAGUUACUUCCUGUGAUUUUUCGUGUCUGAUAUCCGAGAAUUCUGCAGUGGAUUGAUAGACUUCGUUUGUCCUGCAAUUGUCUUGCUGGCUAACAAUCUGUUGAUACUUGUGUUAUCAAUGCUACUAUCUUCAAUGUUAGUAAUAUGGACGUAACAACGAGAAACUGCAGUGAUGGUCAGCCCAUCACAUCUGAGAGAAUACACUGUUGGACAUCUGUUUCAUCUAUUUACAUAGUGUGUACAUGUAUUUAUGUGUGUUAGGGCAGUCAUACAUGCACACACACACUCACAAUUGUUUGCUUCUCACUCACUUUCACAUGAACAUAGGAUAAUAAUAAUUAACAAAAAUAUAGCACGUUUCUCUACAUAGCAAAAGGCUUAGUGCAGUAGAGAUCACUAGUCUAUGAAGUGGGCGAUAAGGAGAAGAAACGUGGCAUUGGCGCAGAAGAACAAUCUAGAAGACAACAGGUGAUGUAACAGGAGUACAAAUCAACAGAAGACACAGAGCACGACAUGAAUAUAUCAUUAAGAAACAGACGUAGUUUCACUCUUAAGUGAAGGGCAUCAUUCUCUAUUCAGCAAUAUACAUUAUCAGUUCACUGCCCCAGAUCACAGUAGAUCAUUUAUAAAUUUUUGUUAACUUUUCAGAGCAAUAAACAAAGUGCAUUCUGUACAACAAUACAUUAUAACAGCCAGAUGAAGAAUAAAACUGAACUACAUUUACGUAAAUAUUGAAACGCAUUUUCAGCAGAAAAGUGUUGACCUUCAAAUAUUGCUAUUGUGUGAUUUGUGCUUAAAUGUAAUAAAAUUACGGGCUAGUGUGGAGUAGCCCUAUUGUUUACUUUCAGUAUUAUGUGAAAUAGAGCCCUAACACUGUUUUAAUGCUUUAUUUUCUUUUCCAUAAAGUUGCUUAGAUUGCAGUUCAUCUAACAUCAGGAAUAGGGUCACAAGAAGAAAAAAAGAAUUUUUUCCUGUCCCCUUGCUUGCUAUGCAUCUGUGGGGUUGUUGGGGGGAGCAUGUAUUUAUAUUUCAAGUUGUGGUUGUGUGUACAUGAAAUGAGUCUGUCAUUUUCAAUAUUUUGUAGAUGUCAUAAGAAAUUUAAUAAAAUAGAGAAAAUGAAGUCAUUAGUAUUUGUACUGGAAAUAAUCAUAGUUCAUCUUGAAAUUGGUAGAGAGUUUUUACUAAGUGAUGCUACAUUGAACUGUUAGUUUGCCUCAUCCACUGUUUAGGCUGACAGGAUGUUUUAGUCACUAGACCGAGUGAGCCUUGAAACAAUGACCUGCUCAGUAGUUUUUAAUUUGUUGUUAAUAAAGGACAAAGGAGCACAUCUAGACAAAAAAGGAACCAAACUGUCAAAUUUUGAUGCCUCGAAUUUAUGUCAGCAAUGAGUAGAGCGACAAGGGCAAUAUUGUUUAAUAUUGUGUUCUUUUUAUUUGGAUCUUUGACUCUCAGCAAGGAGUCAUUUUGUUGUUGUUUAUUUAUACACCUUUUUACUGUUGUUUACAGAGGAUUGUUUUGUGUUUGAAGUUGUGUACAGUUGCAGUAUGGAUACUUCAGGUAUAGAUCACAAAGAGGUUGAUGUCUUCAUGUGUUGCAAGCAACUGAUAUAAGUUUCUAGAGGUUUGUGUUGGCAUGUACCAUUUGGACCUUCAAGUAUUGGAGAGAAGAGAAUGCUGUUAACAUUAAAAACUCUGUGACUGAAUCUUGCCAGCUUUUAUCUUUUCCUGAAAAGAUGGCAAUAAGACAUGACUGCAUAAAACCCAGAAAGAUAAUUUUCUUGUUGAUCUAAUUGUGAAAAUGCUGUCAUUAAAGAGGAAGCAUAAACAAUAUGUAUGUGGAGCACAAAUGUGUGUUGCAAGAUGGGCUUACCCGCGGAGUGGAACAAAGUCACCAUUGUAACAUGAAUCACAGAGGAGUCCUAAUGUAAUGAGAGGCCUUUCAUGAAUAAACAGAAAAUCAUGA